AUGGACUUGUGGCCGGUGCCUCGUCUAAUGAAUCGUAUGAUGUACGACACCAUGAGAGAUAUGGAGCGUUUCGAAAGAAGCAUUUUCCCAUAUUGGAGAGAAGCUGAUCAUUCGGUACUUCAUGUUGCAAACGAGACUCAGAAGCUUGUUGAUGACGACAAAAAAUUCGCUGUCGCCUUGGAUGUUUCACAAUUUCGCCCGGAAGAGCUAAAUGUACAUCUGGAAGGACGUGAGCUGACUAUCGAGGGCAAACAGGAGCACAAAACAGAGAAUAGCGCCAUGCAUAGAUCAUUCACGCGUAAAUGGAUUUUGCCGGAGAAUGUGAACCUGGAGGCGAUUCGUACUCAACUGGACGACAAGGGUCAUUUGAGCGUGGAAGCGCCGAAAAACGUCGAAGGCCAGCCACAAAAGAGAAACAUUCCGAUCAUGGCAGCACCUAAGCCUUAA
Messenger RNA from Haemonchus placei, 447 nucleotides. The record is from the annotation of a GenBank genome assembly. Lineage: Eukaryota; Metazoa; Nematoda; Chromadorea; Rhabditida; Trichostrongylidae.